UUAGGGUGGGUCGCGUACAGUCGGCGUGCAGAGCAACGGCGAAGUGGAAGGUCUUCAAUCUAGAAGGAAGACGAAGUCAGAAAGAUGCGCGUCUUUCUCCAUGGCACCGGCCCAGUGGUUUUGCGAGAUCGAUUGUGCCCAUCACCUCAGGUGUCAGAAAAAAGGAUUGCGGAAAAGAGUACCUUGGAGAAGCAGGGAGAACAUUGAGUUACCACUAUUUGACUUGACCACCGUAGCCAAGCCACUAGUGACUGCGCAAGCAGCAACAAGCUGGGAGAAGGUGGCCUUGGACCUGUGUACAAGGAGGGACGAUAUUGCAGUCAAGAGGCUAUUGAAGAAUUCUGGACAAGAAAUGAGAGAGUUCAAAAAUGACAUUAUACUGGCAGCCAGACUUGCAAUCUUGUAAUAAGCUUCUGGGUUGUUGCAUUUGGCAGUGUGUGUAAAGCUUUUUGUGGUGGUAGAUCCCUCAAAAGCAGCCUGGUUUCUACGCUAAACAAAGUGUCCCCGAAUUACCAUCAAGAACGCACCCGUGUUCAAAUAAUUCAGCACCUACAUUGAUAGAACCUCGGUAGGAUCUUCAUUCCGGUACUUGUUCAUCCUUCAGUCUACCAUCAGAAAACAUGUUCGGCAGAUUGACGUGACCCUUGGCAGUCUCAGUUGGGAAACAAUGACAUGAAAUCAUAAGUUUGCAGUAACGGUAUUCAAUUUAUUUUGCCAAUUACCAAGACAAAUACUUGAAUUGUGAAUAAUGUAAGAGAUUUAACCCAUGUCGCGUGCAGUCUGAUAAUAGCAAGGUCCGGUUCAGGACGUUUGGUGGUUUGCUUUGAAAGCAUGUGCCGUUAUUUGUAGGAACACUUAUUACUUUAUCAGUCGAGCUCGGCUCCGCAGUGACGGUUUUGACACUUUUGGGGCUGUAAAGAUCAAAUACGUUAGGCCAAAAGAUGUAACUUGUGAACUAUAUUUGCUUCACGAUAGCUUCCCACUAACGCUGUGGCAUUACUUUACUACGAUAAGUUUACCUAAAACUUUUCAU
Pyrus x bretschneideri (Chinese white pear) is the source of this 1033-nucleotide messenger RNA. RefSeq names its product G-type lectin S-receptor-like serine/threonine-protein kinase RKS1. Bases 101 to 406 code for a protein of 101 amino acids. The record is from RefSeq and is a predicted model, not a curated record. Lineage: Eukaryota; Viridiplantae; Streptophyta; Magnoliopsida; Rosales; Rosaceae. The transcript is spliced from 3 exons.